Molecule: messenger RNA, 2904 nt
Organism: Kogia breviceps (pygmy sperm whale)
Lineage: Eukaryota; Metazoa; Chordata; Mammalia; Artiodactyla; Physeteridae
Source: RefSeq, a predicted model, not a curated record
AUGGGUUCCGGGAGGGGACCAGAGCACAGGUGGGGUGGGCGGAUAAGGCUCUCGCCGCAUCCCGGGCAGCGCCCCCGCUCGGCGUCCGGCACGGAACUGGUGCGGGGCUGGGCCGGCCCGGAGGAGCCGGAGGGGCGGGGCCGCCGCGCCAGCUCCCCUCCCCGGCGCCCGUCGCCUUCUCCUCCUCGCGCUUCCCGGGCUCAGAGCGGCGGCAGCAGCGGCCGCGGCAACAGCUUUGGCUCCGGCUCCUCCCGCUCCCGCUCCGGCCCCGCUCGGCUCCACGCGCCCGGGCCCCGCGCCCCGACCCCGCCGCCGCGCCUGCCGGGGGCCUCGGGUGCCCCCGCCGCCCGCCUCACGCUGAAGUUCCUGGCCGUGCUGCUGGCCGCGGGCAUGCUGGCGUUCCUCGGUGCCGUCAUCUGCAUCAUCGCCAGCGUGCCCCUGGCGGCCAGCCCGGCGCGGGCGCUGCCCGGUGGCGCCGACAACGCCUCGGGCGCCGCCGCGUCCCCGGGCCCGCAGCGCAGCCUGAGCGCGCUGCACGGCGCGGGCGGCUCGGCCGGGCCCCCAGCGCUGCCCGGGGCUCCGGCGGCCAGCGCGCACCCGCUGCAGCCCGUGCCCCUCUUCAGCCGCUUCCUGUGCACGCCGCUGGCGGCUGCUUGCCCGUCGGGGGCCGAGCAGGGGGACGCGGCGCCGAGCGAGCGCGAGGAGCUGCUGCUGCUGCAGAGCACGGCCGAGCAGCUACGCCAGACGGCGCUGCAGCAGGAAGCGCGCAUCCGCGCCGACCAGGACACCAUCCGCGAGCUCACCGGCAAGCUGGGCCGCUGCGAGAGCGGCCUGCCGCGCGGCCUCCAGGACGCCGGGCCCCGCCGCGACGCCAUGGCCGACGGGCCCUGGGACUCGCCCACGCUCAUCCUCGAGCUGGAGGACGCCGUGCGCGCCCUCCGGGACCGUAUCGACCGCAUCGAGCAGGAGCUUCCAGCCCGGGUGAACUUCUCAGCGGCCCCAGCCCCCGCGCCCGUGGUGCCCACCACCCUGCAUUCCAAGAUGGAUGAGCUGGAGGGGCAGCUGCUGGCCAAGGUGCUGGCGCUGGAGAAGGAGCGCGUGGCCCUCGGGCACAGCAGCCAGCAGCAGCGGCAGGAGGUGGAGAAAGAGCUGGACGCCCUGCAGGACCGUGUAGCGGAACUGGAGCACGGGUCCUCAGCCUACAGCCCCCCAGAUGCCUUCAAGAUCAGCAUCCCUAUCCGCAACAACUACAUGUACGCCCGCGUGCGGAAGGCACUGCCCGAGCUCUACGCCUUCAGCGUCUGCAUGUGGCUGCGGUCCAGGUCGGGCGGCAGCGGCCAGGGCACCCCCUUCUCCUACUCGGUGCCUGGGCAGGCCAACGAGAUUGUGCUGCUGGAGGCAGGCGACGACCCCAUGGAGCUGCUGAUCAAUGACAAGGUGGCCCAGCUGCCCCUGAGCCUGAAGGACAAUGGCUGGCACCACAUCUGCCUCUCCUGGACCACAAGGGACGGCCUGUGGUCUGCCUACCAGGAUGGAGAGCUGCGGGGCUCCGGUGAGAACCUAGCCGCCUGGCACCCCAUCAAGCCUCAUGGGAUCCUUAUCCUGGGCCAAGAGCAGGAUACCCUCGGUGGCCGGUUUGAUGCCACCCAGGCCUUCGUGGGCGACAUUGCCCAAUUUAACCUCUGGGACCACACCCUGACACCUGCCCAGGUCCUGGGCAUUGCCAACUGUACGGGGCCGCUGCUGGGCAACAUCAUCCCCUGGGAAGACAAGCUGGUGGAGGCCUUUGGGGGUGCAACGAAGGCCGCCUUUGAUGUCUGCAAGGGACGGGCCAAGGCAUGAGAGACCACCUCGUCCAGGGCCCCUCCCUUGCCUGCCAAUUCGGGGGCCUUCCGGGGUAGGGUCACAUUGCUUCCUCAGCCUACCCACAUACUGGCCUCCUUUCUUGCCCCACUCCUGGCCACGCCUCCCAUUUCCACCACCUAUACCCACACCUCCACAACGCCCUGCCCUUGAUGGCCGUCCCCUAAUCCCACUCGGAUGAGGACAAGCAGCUCAAGUCAACAGCUCAAGCCUGGGGUGAGUCCAGGGCCUGGCAGUGGGUGCGUAGCAGUGCCCACGGCUCUCCCCCCCCCACCCCCGCUGGCAUGAGAGUGGAGCCAUCUCUCACCUCCCACCCCACCCUGUCCACCACAGCUGAUUCCACUGAUCUCACAGCUCCUGCCAUGAGUUCGUGUAUGCGCGACGGGCCCACUGUCUCAGCGGCAAGGUUGGUUAUCUGCCCUCUCGUCCCCCGUGCAACAGGCCUGUCCCCUUCCUCUUCAGGGCCAUAACAGGCUAUAGAGCUGUCCCCCAGCUGAGAGGGAAAGACAGAACCAUGGGAGACUCCAAUUCAGCCCUCCUUUAUCUUUCUGCCAGCUGCCGGUCAAGGCCAGUGGGAUCUUGAUGGAGCCUCCCCCCCCCAUCUACACCCCUCUCUUCCUCCUCUUUCCUUGUUUCUUCGUGUGCAGUGGUUUGAAUGUUGGUUCCAUGCCUGGCCCAGCCCCACCUCAAUUUCCAGGACACUCCCUUCCCCGCUCCAGCCUGGAGGGUUAGGGACCAAGACUCCGGGAGGCCAAAGGGCCAUCGUCACCCCUUGCGCCCAUCCACAGCUGUGCCCACUGGCAUGGUCACCUCUCCCCUUCUGCAGCCAGGACAGGGCCUGGGCCACUUCAGCCUGGGCUGGGGACAGCAUGGAACAGAGGCACAUUCCCCAGGGGACCCACAACAGCUACCCGCUCUGCAUGGCCCUGCAGCCUUGGGGGAGGAAAGAAGGAGCCGGGAGGGUAGGGAGGAGCAUGGAGUAGUGUGCAGAGCACUGGAUGAGGAGGGGGAGCCCUUGGUCCCUGGUCAGCCCUGCUGCUA